Corticium candelabrum is the source of this 2490-nucleotide messenger RNA. RefSeq lists its product as uncharacterized. Gene Ontology annotation, molecular function: lipid binding. Bases 1 to 2379 code for a protein of 792 amino acids. The record is from RefSeq and is a predicted model, not a curated record. NCBI's taxonomy places the organism in Eukaryota, Metazoa, Porifera, Homoscleromorpha, Homosclerophorida, Plakinidae. The transcript has 23 exons.
AUGGGUGACGGUCAAAGCUGUCAUCUACCGACAGUUUCUGUCCUGUUGAAGACAAUUCCUCUUCAAACGUCGAACGGAUGGCAACUGGUUGGGGUGGACAACGGCCUGCGGACUUGGAAGAGGCGAAUUCGUAUUGAGGAGACAGAUUACAAUGUAUUGGCGUCGUCCUGCACGUUGUACGGCCACUUUCAGGAAAUAUUUUCAAAACUUUGCUCUGCUAAAGACUUACCAGACUGGGACUACACAAGAGGACAAACAUCAUUAGUAUCUGAAGAAAAACGAUUAGAGGAAGGCAUAGCUAAGGACACCAUACUCUGCUGUCCACCUGGAGGAACAUCAGAUGAAGGCAACAACAUGCAGAUUGAUCGCUUCUAUACAUUAGAUGGUGAUGGACAAUCAUGGCUGCUGACUGUAGCAGCGGGUGUGAAUGGGGACGGUCACAUCAGAAUGAGGAGAUUUUGGCAGCUUGAGGGAGGCGUACACUCCUGCCAUGUUUUGUCACUAAUGGUCUUUCAACCAUUGGACGGCUUCAUUUCUGCAGAUGCAGAAAAUGCUUCAUCGCAGCUGACUUCAUUUCGCCAUUAUUUGGACACAGCCAGUUUGCUGCAACAGCCUCCUGCCAUUAGUGCCAUGGCCAGCACCAGUCAUGUUCAACCAAGUGGCAUUGCCAUGGCAAGCAGUCUAGUUGAGGCUCCAAUGUCGCACAAACUGUCUGGGUUUCCAGCUCAAGCUGCGGCUUCUGGUGAUCGUCAGCUUAGUUCUCUCAACCAAAGAGGGAAAGGGCACUCAUCAAAUUCUGUCACCAAUUCUCGUAUGACAACCAUGCUGACAUCGUAUACUGAUCUGUGCAGUCAGUCAGCUGAUAGGCUACUUGGAACAGCUAAAUCGGCUCUUGCAUUAGACGGAUGGGUCAAAAUGGGCCACAUUGAAGGUGUAAGGGUGAUGAAGAGCUCAAGUUCUAUAGCAUUUAAUCUCUAUCCAGAUGAAGGCCUUACAAGUUGUGUCAUCUGUGUGAUAAAUGUUUCUGUUCCCAUCCGAUAUGCAGUCAAAUACUUAUGGGACACUAAACACCAAACACAAUGGAAUGGACUGUUUGAUUCAGCUGAAACUAUAGAAGAGUUUGGUUCAAAUGUUAAAGUUUUGCAUGUUCGAUACAAACCCGUGUGGCCUUUGAACGGUCAAGACUUUUGUUUGUUGGUUGGUAAGAACAAGUUUGACAAUUCAUUUGUUAUUUCUGAAAGAUCAGUGAGUCACAGCCAAUGUCCAGUUGAGCCAGAUUUCAAAAGAGUCAAACGGCUUGAAAGUGGCUUUGUUAUGAUACCAAUUACUGUCGAAGAAUCAGACAGUCAGCAGUGCACAAUUGCACUCAUCAGCAGAACAAUAGAAACGGAUUAUGACGAGCAGUUACCUUUGCCAUCUGAACCUCAUUGUUUGGCUCGCCUCUGCGAACAACUUGAGCAAACAUUUGCCAUAUUGCCUUCUAAUUAUCAGCUAUUAUAUGAGAAACCAGAAGGAAAAGAUGAUGACACUUUAUCAAGUUCAUCAAGUGGAAGUGAACCAUCAAGUCUACCCAAUGAAAUUUGGUGCAAUGAGUCCAUAGGAGUUGGAGAUCUCAAGUAUCGUUGCUCAGUGCAAGAGAGCAUGGAAGACUACCCAGUGCAGCCAAUAUCAAACAGAAUGCUCUGUGAACCAACAGAUGAACAAAGUUGCAUUGACUAUCAGACAAUCGGCAACCAGGUUGCUGGUGACAUAAUGUCAGAGAUAGUUACACUUCAAAGCAAGGACAAGAAAGUGAGAAAAUCAAGAUGGAGGAAAAGCUUUAGCGAUAAAGGAGUCAAUGUCUUUAGGAGAGUUGUUCAUGGUCAACCCAUUUUCUGUUACAUUGCGGAGAGUGUACUUGAAUUUGACAUAGAAGUUGUAUGGCAAGCAGUUCGAAAUCCUUUUACAAGAUUGCAUUAUGAUGUUCUAAUAAAGUCAGUCACUCCAGUAGAACAGGUCUCAGCAAGUGUUUGCAUCUAUCACUGUGUUAUGGAGGCAAAGAAGUGCUUUAUAAAGCAGAGCCGGGACUUACUAGUAUUGAGCUGCGAAAAACGAAAUAUGGACAGGCGCUUUCUUGCUUAUCGUUCAGUACAGCACAACAGUUGUCCUGUAGAUCCAAUGAUACCUCGUGCCACAAUUUACAGUUCAGGAUGGGGACUUGAACUGUGUGAUAUCAAUGGAAGAAUUGGAACUAAAGUCUACUAUCUUACUCAGUUUGAUCCUGGUAGUCAUUUGCCGUCUGUUAUACUGAACUUUGUUACCAAACACCAACCACUCUGCGUUGCAUAUCUUAGAGACUAUCUUACAAAACAGCAGCAAUUGCAAGGUCAUUCCAUCUAGGUGCAGCCAUCAAUUCUCGACUAAUCAUUUAUUUUACAUUUAAUUGGUUUACUUUUCACGUGCUGCUAUACUUUUUAUAUUUCAAUAAAUGAUUUCUUUCCUUUAUUAUUA